This is a messenger RNA of Striga asiatica, 4078 nucleotides long. Lineage: Eukaryota; Viridiplantae; Streptophyta; Magnoliopsida; Lamiales; Orobanchaceae. The record is from the annotation of a GenBank genome assembly.
AAUGCAAUUUGCACAUUCCCUUUUUUUUUUUUAAUUAUUUUUCUGCUUUUUUACCAAGUCAACCCCAGCUCUAUUUAAUACUUCAAAAUCCCGAUUUUUUCUGUUUCUUUUUCUUUUUGCUUCUUUUAUUCUGAAAAUUCAAAGUCUUUGCUAUGCUCGGCUACACGUUUUGCAGGCCCAUAUCUUUAUUUACUCUGGGAAACAAGGGAUAAGUUUUGUUUCUUAUUUUAGAUUCUUACUCAUCUGGGAUUGGGCAGUUCUUGUUGUUCAUUUCUCAUUUAAACUCUUGUUCAAGUUUUAUAGUGGAUUUCUUUGGUUGGUUGUUCGGUUUGGCUGCUGAAAGGCACUGCUUUGGAUUUCUUGAUCUGGUAUUGUUUGUUAGUUUAUUCACCGUAAGUCUCUGUAACUUGUUCAAGUCUCUUACAUUCUGAGCAAAACCGAUAUAUAUUUCCCAUUUAGUGCUGAAAAUCACAAGCAUGGCCCACUUAUCUUACUCCGACUCAAUCUCUGGCGGGUCCCACCACGGCCAAGGCGUUCAGUUCGUGCCCAUCAAGACCUCGGCAGGCUCACUCCAAAUUCUACUGCUGCACGGAAAUCUAGACAUCUGGGUCAAGGAGGCCAAAAACCUCCCAAACAUGGAUUUAUUCCACAAGAACUUAGGCGAAAUGUUCGGGAAGCUCUUCAGCAAAACAGAACGGAUAACUCCCGGCAGCAAAGUCACGAGCGACCCUUAUGUCACGAUUUCCGUGUCGAACGCUGUUUUGGGCCGAACCUUUGUGAUCAGCAACAGCGAAAACCCUGUUUGGGCCCAGCACUUUCAUGUCCCGGUUGCCCAUUAUGGCUCGGAGGUUCAUUUCGUGGUCAAAGACAGUGAUAUUGUGGGGUCUCAGAUCAUGGGGGCUGUUGGAAUUCCAGUCGAGCAGAUUAUUUCCGGCUCGAAAAUCGAGGGCACGUACCCGAUUCUUGGCCCGAAUGGAAAACCGUGCAAUAAAGGGGCUGUCUUGAGUAUUUCUAUUCAGUAUAUACCGAUGAAUAGUGUUAAUCUAUAUCGCGGUUUGUCGGGGGGAGUGCCCGGGACUUACUUUCCUAUGCGGAGAGGGGGGAAAGUCACGCUUUAUCAAGACGCGCAUAUUUACGAUGGUUUGCUUCCGAAUUUGUGGUUAGCUAAUGGGAGAGUGUAUGAGCAUGGAAAAUGCUGGCGUGAUAUUUACGAUGCGAUUAGUGAGGCUCGGAAGUUGGUUUAUAUCACGGGUUGGUCGGUUUAUCACUUGGUUCGGCUGGUGAGAGAUGAUGAGCCUAGCAUUGGGGAAAGUAGGUUGGGGGAGCUUUUGAAGGUGAAGUCUCAAGAGGGUGUUCGCGUGCUGCUUUUGGUUUGGGAUGACCCGACUUCUAGGAGCAUAUUGGGAUUAAAAACCGAAGGCGUAAUGAAUACAGGUGAUGAGGCAACUCGCCGAUUUUUCAAACAUUCAUCUGUCCAGGUGUUAUUGUGUCCACGCUCUGCUGGCAAAGGCAGCUGGGUCAAGAAGCAGGAAACUGGAACAAUCUAUACUCAUCAUCAGAAAAGUGUGAUAGUAGAUGCAGAUGCCGGCAAUUUUAGGAGAAAGAUUGUCGCGUUUGUCGGGGGCCUUGACCUGUGUGUGGGAAGAUAUGAUACCCCAAAGCACUCGAUUUUCAGCACAUUAGAAACCGUUCACAAGGAUGAUUUUCAUAAUCCUAAUUUCACGGGGCCCACGCCCAUCGAUGGUUGUCCAAGAGAGCCAUGGCAUGAUUUGCACUGUAAAAUAGAUGGUCCAGCUGCAUAUGAUGUCCUGACAAAUUUUGAAGAGCGUUGGUUAAAGACCUCAAAACGACACGGACUUCAGAAAAUGAAAGCCUCGUACGAUGAUUCUUUACUCAGGCUCGAAAGAAUCCCUGAAGUGAUGGGAUUAGCUGAAGUUGCUGCCCAUGGAGAAGGCGAUCCAGAGGGUUGGCAUGUUCAGGUUUUCCGCUCGAUCGACUCAAAUUCUGUCAAAGGCUUCCCGAAGGAUUCAAGAGAGGCUCCAAACAGGAAUCUUGUAUGUGGGAAAAAUGUUCUAAUAGACAUGAGUAUACAUACUGCAUAUGUAAAGGCCAUUCGGGCAGCACAACAUUUCAUUUACAUUGAAAACCAGUACUUCCUCGGGUCGUCAUUCAACUGGUCUAAUUAUCGGGAUUUGGGUGCAAACAAUUUAAUACCAAUGGAAAUUGCACUUAAAAUUGCGUCUAAAAUUAGAGCAAGGGAAAGGUUCUCUGUAUACAUUGUUAUUCCUAUGUGGCCAGAGGGAGCCCCGACCAGUACUCCUACUCAAAGAAUACUCUUUUGGCAGUACAACACAAUGCAAAUGAUGUACGAGACGAUCUACAAGGCUUUGCAGGAAAUGGGGCUAGAAAACGAGUAUGAACCGAGCGAUUACUUAAAUUUCUUUUGUCUCGGUAAUCGCGAAACUGAAGGCGGCAUAAGCAAGCCCGAACUGAAAGGCCCGGCUGGAAACACUCCCCAAGCACUCACUCGGAAAAACAGGCGCUUCAUGAUCUACGUACACUCAAAGGGAAUGAUAGUUGACGAUGAGUUUGUCAUAUUGGGCUCGGCUAACAUAAACCAACGAUCUCUAGAAGGGACGAGGGACACCGAAAUUGCCAUGGGUGCAUAUCAGCCUCAUUACACGUGGGCUACAAGGCACGCUAAUCCACACGGACAGAUUUACGGAUACAGAAUGUCUCUGUGGUAUGAGCACACGGGCACUUUGGAAAAAUGUUUCGAGCAUCCGGAGAGUUUGGAGUGCGUGAGACGAGUGAGGUGGAUGGGUGAGUUGAACUGGAAACAGUUUGCGGCUGAAGAGAUAACCGAAAUGCGGGGCCACCUAUUGAAGUACCCGGUGGAAGUUGACCGAACAGGAAAGGUGAGGUCUUUGCCGGGCUGCGAGACUUUUCCGGACAUGGGAGGGAAGAUAAUCGGGACGUUUAUCGGCAUCCAAGAGAAUCUCACUAUUUGAUCGAUAAAUCGGUAAUGUGUGUGUAUGUGUGUGUUUGUGCAAAAGGUUCUUUCUUCUUCUUUUCUUUUCUUUACUUAAAUUGGAUAUUAUGAUUCAGAAUUUUGGGAUCACACCCUUCAUAUCCUCAAUUUUAGAUACUCUUUUAGAGUGUGCUUGAUGAAUAAUGAUCUGUUGUGAGUUUUUGUGAGUUGUGACCAUACAAUUGUUUUUCUCUCUUAUGUUUAUUUGGUUGUAAAAUGCUUAGUUCUCACAUCUGCAAGUUGAGAGUAAGGAUAUGCCUAUCGCUUCUGAUUCUUUCGAAUCCUCUUAACUUCAUCACGAAAAUCGCGAGGUAUGUAAAAGUGGUGGAAGUACCAAACUACACGACAAUAUUAGAUGAGCGGCUUCCAAUAUCCAUUUGAGACGGCAAAAAACAAAACCUCACUGGAAUAUGGAACUUCACGAAUCCGGGGGAUUCGUAAGCUACAAUCAGAUUCUAGAGAUUUAUCGGUAUAUCGGUGAUUGUUGUUGCUCCAAAGAGCAACGAUGAGUUGAUGCCAGAAAAAACUCGAAUGGGAAUUUCUCAUUAAGUAUGCAUUCGAGUCGAAUUGGAAGAGCUGGAUGAGUUUGCCUGAGAAUGAUAGAGGUUUGGAGGGAGAAAGAAGUGAUAGGAAAAGGAAUGGAUAAAAAAGUAAAAGAAUUAAUCAAAUUUGUUGAGAGUGGGAUUUGAACCCACGCCCUUUCGGACCAGAACCUUAAUCUGGCGCCUUAGACCAACUCGGCCAUCUCAACAUUGUUGAGAGGAUAGGCAUCAAAUUUUGAAUAUAAGUAAAUAAUAUAAAAAGUUCGAAUACGACGGUUUAAACAAUGAAGAAUGAGUCGUAGAACAAUAUAGAGAAGUAGCCACAUGAUUUUUGGAACAAUCAAUUAAGAUUGUUUUUGUUGUAUUCAAUAAUUUUUGUUAUAAAUAGACGGUUUGUUUACUUCAUCAACCAUAAAGGAGUCUGACUUAUUGCAAAACAGCUCUCGUGUGAUCCCGAAACAAAAAAUAAAUAAAUGUUUGCAUUUUUUGAUAGGCAAUAUCGGUG